Molecule: messenger RNA, 1347 nt
Organism: Closterium sp. Naga37s-1
Lineage: Eukaryota; Viridiplantae; Streptophyta; Zygnematophyceae; Desmidiales; Closteriaceae
Source: the annotation of a GenBank genome assembly
AUGGUGAUUGCUGGUGCUGACGAGCCGUCGCCAGAGCUCGCUGCCUCCUGGUCGGCUGUGGUCGCCAAGCCCCCGUCGGAACCUGAAGAGGCGACCAUGGCGAUGAAGCCCCCUCGCCCUCCAGCUCCGAAGCUCGCUCUGCGCUUGUUGCGGCUCCCCCCCUUCCAGGCUGCUGCUCCUGCUCCGCCGGCUGAUUCUGCUGCACCACCGGGACCUGCGCUUGCUGGCGCGGUUGCUGAUCCCCCGAUUCCCGUCUCUGGCGCGCACGUUGCGCCGUCCGUUUCUGCCCCCGCCGAGCCUGCUCCGGAGUCUGCUUUGCCGCCAAAGGCGGAGUCCGCCACCACUGGCGCCCCGGCUCCGUUGGUUUCGCCCGCUGUGGCGCCAGCUGGUGCGCCGGCGGCCCCGGCAGCUCAGCCGCCGCGCCCCCCGUCACCUGACCGUCGACUGUCUCGGCCCCAUUCCCCCGCGCCCCAGCAGGAGCGUAGGUCGUCUCGCCGCCGGCGUGACUCACCGCGGCGUUACCAGCAGCAGGCGCACUGGCCUGCGCACCCUGGCGGCCAGGGGGACUGGAGGGGUCCCCGCGGGCGCGGCGGUGGUGGGGGGUAUCGUCCGCCUGUGACGAUGGCGGAUCUUCAGCGGGAAGUGUCGAGGGCUGUUCGUGAGGAGAGGGCAGCGCAGAGCCAGAGUAGUUCGCUGCGCGCAUCGCCGGCCCGCGAGGCCCCUCGUUCGGCUGCGCUCCUCCUGAAUCCGCAGCCGGUUGCUGCGCCUCCCCCUCAGAUCCAAGCGCCGCCAGCUCCUUCUCCCGCGGUAACGGCACCUGCUCCUGGCUCUCGUCUCCAUCUGCCGCCUGUUCCGCCCGUUGCGGGAGUGGAAUUUGUAGCCGCGGGUGGCGGUUCGUUGGUGGCACCGUUUGCUCUCCCAGUUGGUGCAGAGGAGCCGUUCCAGUUCCUGGCGGAGGCCCUCCAGCCUCCGCAGACACGUGUUCCCGAGGCGACCCUCGGACAGCUCCACCGCCUUGCUGACAGUCUCCACGCGCUGUUGCUGAUUCUGGUGCUGGCCCACUCGUCUCUCCCUGUGAUCCCUCCUGAGACCUUCCGUGCUCGCCAACGUGACCCUUGCCUGGACGCGGCGGACCAGCUCGCGGUGCUGCUGGCGCCCGUGUUGGUUGCGCCCGCGGAGGGUGGCGCUGCUGCUGCGGGACAGCUUGACGAAGCCGUCCGGGGCUUGAGGAGGCACCUGCGCGCAGGAUCUGGAGCCGCGGCGAUCGGCGCAAGCACGCUAGUGGUCCGGGAGCUGUGGCGCUCCCUGACGGGCAUUCUUCACGCCCUCGGAGCUCACCGCAUGUAG